Molecule: messenger RNA, 685 nt
Organism: Saccostrea cuccullata (small rock oyster)
Lineage: Eukaryota; Metazoa; Mollusca; Bivalvia; Ostreida; Ostreidae
Exons: 3
Coding region: 133-648 (171 amino acids)
Cellular component (GO): membrane
Source: RefSeq, a predicted model, not a curated record
UAAUAAAAAUCAAAUGAGACUGAUGAGAUCUUUGACUAAUAUGACUAUGGAGUCGUAAUUAAGUGUUUACGUGCACCUUACUCAUGCUCAGUUAACCUGCUCACUCACUGCGUUCAAGAUCGCAAACGUAACAUGGCUGGAUUUGGAGAGGUCCCAUCAGCAACCAAGGUGGCCUCUGUGUUUAUUGGCUUGGGCUUUCUCCUUUUUGUGGUGGGGUUCGGGGUACCAUACUGGGAAAAAUUUACUUUUGGAGGAUAUGGAGGCCUAUGGAAAAUAUGCAGCAAAGUUCUAGGCAUUGAGGGAUGCAAAUAUUACACAGAUCUGGGAGAUGUCGGCAAAAACACUUAUCUUCCUGACUGGUUCGAAUCCGUGAGAGUGUUCGAAUCUGUUGGUCUGGUGGCUGCCAUCAUCAGUCUUGUUUUCCUCGUUCUGUACACAUGUAUAUCAAAGACUGCAGGAAAUAAAAUUGUAGCACUUCUAACUGCAAUAAUUACAUUAGGAGCAGGCGCGGUGAUCCUGCUGGGUGUCAUUAUUUUCGGUUCUAAGAAAGACAUGGACUACUUGGACUGGGCCUUCGGGCUUGCAGUUGUUGGUGGUUGCUUUUACGUCUUUUCCGGUGUACUUCUCUUUGUCAGCAUGUGUUCUUAGAAUAUGAUCUUUAAAUUACCCAAUUUAUCGCUUUCAC